CAGGGACAACCCUCAGCAGCAGGCGGCUCCAGUUAGGGAUGACCAGCGGUUGGCGUUCCAGGGACAACCAGCGAUCAGCAGACAGCAGCAGCUCCCAGGGCACUCAGCAGCAGACAGCCUCCAGGGACACGCAGCCACAGAUAGUGUGCAGGGUCCCUCAGCAGCAGCUCCCAGGGCACUCAGCAGCAGAAAGGGUGCAAGGGUGCUCAGUAGACAGGCUUACAGACUUGCAGGGUCUGGCAGGGUCUCAGCUGUAGGGUCUGACCUUUGAGGAGAAGGCUCAUGCAGAGCUGUGGAGACUCCCAACCCUGGGGUAUUGCAGAGGGCUACAGUCCUGACCUUUUGGGGGUCUGCAGAGUGCGCAGCAGGGAUGGCUGGGGAGGCUCGGUCCCCCUCACCCGAGUCUCCCAGCAUCUUUCCGGGAGCAAGUUGAUUCCAGCAGCA
Messenger RNA from Staurois parvus, 444 nucleotides. Lineage: Eukaryota; Metazoa; Chordata; Amphibia; Anura; Ranidae. The record is from the annotation of a GenBank genome assembly.